UUAAGAAGAUGGACACAGAAAAUUGUUCCUCUGUGACAGAAUUCAUUUUACUGGGAAUUACCAAUAAUCUUGAGAAAAGGAUAAUCCUAUUUACCGUUUUCCUGUUUGUUUAUCUCAUUAGUCUUCUGGCAAACCUUGGCAUGAUUAUCCUAAUCCGAAUGGAUUCUAAGCUGCACACUCCAAUGUACUUCUUCCUCAGCCACCUCUCUUUCUCCGACCUCUGCUAUUCCACAGCUGUGGGGCCCAAGAUGCUGGUGGAUGUCUUUGCCAAGAACAGAUCAAUCCCCUUCUUUGGCUGUGUCCUGCAAUUUUUCAUAUUCUGUAUCUGCACAGAUGCUGAGUGUCUACUGCUGGCCGUGAUGGCCUUUGACAGGUACAAGGCCAUUAGCAACCCCUUGCUCUACACAGCCAACAUGAACAGCAGGGUGUGUUACCUGCUCAUGGCUGGGGCUUACCUGGUGGGACUGACAGAUGCUUUAGUCCACACAACAUUAACAUUCCGCCUGUGUUUCUGUGGGUCUAAUGAGAUCAACCACUUCUUCUGCGAUGUCCCUCCUCUCUUGUUAAUAUCUUGCUCAGAUACGCAAGUCAAUGAGCUAGCAAUCUUCACUGUGUUUGGCUUCAUUGAAUUAACUACCAUCUCAGGAGUUCUUGUCUCUUACUGUUACAUUAUUCUCUCAGUCUUGAAGAUCAGCUCUACUGAGGGAAGGUUCAAAGCCUUCACCACCUGCACCUCCCACCUCACAGCAGUUACCAUCUUCCAGGGAACGAUGCUCUUCAUGUAUUUCAGACCAAGUUCUGCCUACUCCCUAGAUCAAGACAAAAUGACCUCAUUGUUUUAUACGCUUGUGAUUCCCAUGUUCAACCCUUUGAUUUACAGUCUCAGGAACAAGGAUGUAAAAGAUGCCUUGGUCAAACUGAAAAGUAAAAUGUGGUUUCAAAUAUAG
Messenger RNA from Erinaceus europaeus (western European hedgehog), 947 nucleotides. RefSeq names its product olfactory receptor 5W2-like. Bases 9 to 947 code for a protein of 312 amino acids. Gene Ontology annotation, biological process: sensory perception of smell; G protein-coupled receptor signaling pathway. Gene Ontology annotation, molecular function: olfactory receptor activity; G protein-coupled receptor activity; odorant binding. The transcript has a single exon. Gene Ontology annotation, cellular component: membrane. Lineage: Eukaryota; Metazoa; Chordata; Mammalia; Eulipotyphla; Erinaceidae. The record is from RefSeq and is a predicted model, not a curated record.